Messenger RNA from Branchiostoma floridae (Florida lancelet), 1699 nucleotides. RefSeq names its product GDP-L-fucose synthase-like. Gene Ontology annotation, molecular function: GDP-L-fucose synthase activity. The transcript is spliced from 11 exons. The record is from RefSeq and is a predicted model, not a curated record. NCBI's taxonomy places the organism in Eukaryota, Metazoa, Chordata, Leptocardii, Amphioxiformes, Branchiostomatidae. Bases 133 to 1074 code for a protein of 313 amino acids. Gene Ontology annotation, biological process: nucleotide-sugar biosynthetic process.
GACCAAUCAUGUGAGAGAUUCCAGCCUUAGGCUAGCUUGAUCUAGAUCCCAGCCCAUGCAGUAAAGGGUCAUUCACUGGUGUCAGUGCACGUUUGCAGGUUGUGACAAGAAACUCGUCGGAAUUAAACAACAAUGAAGGUACUAGUGACAGGCGCUACAGGGCUGGUGGGCCAGGCUGUACAGCGGGUGGUGGCGGAAAACCCUGCCGAGGGCGAGGAGUGGAUCUUCGUGUCAAGCAAGGACGCAGAUCUGACGGAUGGAGAAGCAACAGAGGCGCUGUUCCAGAAGCACAAACCUACCCACGUGAUCCAUCUCGCGGCUAUGGUUGGUGGGCUCUUCCGCAACAUGAAGUACCCGGUUGACCUCCUGAGGAACAACUUGCACAUCAACGACAAUGUGCUGUACAACUCGUACAAGACCGGGGUUAAGAAGUGUGUCUCCUGCCUCUCUACCUGUAUCUUCCCGGACAAGACAACAUAUCCCAUCAACGAGACCAUGCUCCAUAAGGGACCACCACAUCCGUCAAACUUCGGAUUCUCGUACGCCAAAAGGAUGAUUGACAUUGAGAACAGGGCAUUCAACAAGCAGUACGGCUGCCAGUUUACCUCCGUUAUCCCCACCAACGUGUUCGGGCCGCACGAUAACUUCAACCUGCAGGACGGGCAUGUCAUGCCGGGACUCAUCAACAAGAUCUUCAUCGCCAAAAGAGAUGGAACCCCUUUCACUGUCUGGGGGACUGGAGCAGCUAGAAGACAAUUCAUCUACUCCUACGACCUUGCCAAGCUCAUUAUUUGGGUGAUGAGGGAGUAUGAAGAGAUCGAUCCCAUCAUUCUAUCAGUUCCUGAAGAGGCUGAGAUCUCCAUCAAAGAACUGGCUGAGAUGGUUAUCGAGGCUAUGGAGUUCAAGGGAGAAGUUCUCUACGAUACCACCAAAUCCGAUGGCCAGUUGAAGAAAACUGCUGACAACGCCAAGCUGAAGGGGUACCUUCCGGACUUCAAGUUUAGCAACAUGAAAGAUGCUGUGAAAGAGACUGUCCAGUGGUUUGUCAACAACCAGGACAUCGCCAGGAAGUAAAGCAGAACCCGUCUUCUACUGCUGUUCCAAGCAUCAAACAACACAAUUCUUUGUACACAACCAAGUGUUUCCUCAACACAACGUUUUGUUUCAAAACAGAAGGCCCCUGACUUGUUAACAGCUCUUGUCUUGACCAUACGCUGUUCGGUUGACAUAACAAUUUCCAUACGUGUUGUUUUGAUGUAUCUGGCCAGGCUCAAUAUGUGAACAUGCUUGUAUCUACAUGUACUUGAAUUCACUGUAGUGAUCUACAUAUAAUCAUUUAUCAAUUGGUGUUCAAUUAUCUAUUUGAUGAACAUACUUCUAUGAUAUCUAAAGAAAAUCGGAUUUUAUACAUUAGUCAUUAGAUUGAGAACAGUCCAUUGCAGUAUCCACCCGUUUGGAAACCAGUGUUGUGUAUAAGGUUGUAUAUCAACCAUACUAUGCAUGUAGUAUAUGAUUCUUGCCCUUUGGGUAAAAUCUCAUUGUAAUUGACUUCACACUGAAGAAUUGUUAGGAUCCUUUCUCAUAUCAACAUGGAAAAUUAGAAUAACUGAAUGAUUUUGUGGCGGAAAAGUAGAGGUGCAAUCUAUGAACGGGUAUUACGUUGAUUUAUGUGAUAUCAUUAAAGGCGUUGAACGUAUUC